UUGUGUAUUUAAUUUUUUUUAUGUAUUUACUGUAAAGUCUUAAUAAAGAUAAAGUAAAUGCAGAUUGUUAUUAGUUAUUUAUCUUUUUAGGUGGCAGCAGGAUGGGGGCAGGUCAUGACGUGGUUCACCCAUUCAAGCUAAAAGCACCUCUGCUGCCAAUUACCAUUUUUAUCUCUAUUUUUGUCUGCCCCUCUCGAGUGAUGGCAUGGGAGUAAACAUGAAUAACCUUCUACCUUUCCCCAAAUCAUCCCCUCAUUCCAUCAUGUGUGGUGGAGCAGAAGGUGGAGGAGCAGCUGGAGGAGGAGCAGAAGGUGGAGAAGCAGAUGGAGGAGGAGCCAAUGAUGGUGGAUCAAAAAGAACAGGCUGAAUUCCUUUGGACUUUUGGAGACUUUAGAGAAUACAGUCACACUGCUCCUGAGAAAUCUGGACUGUACUGUGGAUGACGGACCUGUACGAAGCGUUCCUGAGAUUUGGGACUGUCCUCACUGCACAGGUCAUGAUGGAAAAUGGACGCUCAAAAGUCAUCGGGUAUGUGACGUUUUCAUCUGCUGAUGAGGCUGGAGUAGCUAUCUUGGAGAUGAACGGCAGGGUGCUGGGCAGUAGGACUGUGUACUUAAGUCCCUCUCAGACCACCCAGGGACAAAGUCACGGCAUGAAGGUAGAAACCAUCUCGCCUUCAAAACCCUGCCCAGACCCAAGACCCAACGCCAACAAGAACAUUCAUCCACAGAGUGGUACUGCACAAUGGACGGUCCAAAGGCUUUGGAUUUGUCCGAUAUUCCUCUCUGAAUGAAGACACUAAUUAAAUUAACUCAUGAAGUCAUACUGUCCUCAUAAUGUCCUACAAAACUUUACUAAACACACACUGUGUACCGGUCAAACACACACAUUAUGUAAAGUAACACAUCGCUGUUUUUCUCUUUCAGGUCAUCAUGCUGUCGGUCUG
Messenger RNA from Silurus meridionalis, 946 nucleotides. Its product is annotated as polyadenylate-binding protein 1-like. Gene Ontology annotation, molecular function: mRNA binding. The record is from RefSeq and is a predicted model, not a curated record. Lineage: Eukaryota; Metazoa; Chordata; Actinopteri; Siluriformes; Siluridae. The coding region runs from base 440 to 793 and encodes 117 amino acids. The transcript is spliced from 5 exons.